This is a messenger RNA of Asparagus officinalis (garden asparagus), 3114 nucleotides long. Its product is annotated as probable linoleate 9S-lipoxygenase 5. The transcript has 9 exons. Lineage: Eukaryota; Viridiplantae; Streptophyta; Magnoliopsida; Asparagales; Asparagaceae. Gene Ontology annotation, biological process: lipid oxidation. The record is from RefSeq and is a predicted model, not a curated record. Gene Ontology annotation, molecular function: metal ion binding; protein binding; oxidoreductase activity, acting on single donors with incorporation of molecular oxygen, incorporation of two atoms of oxygen. Bases 44 to 2653 code for a protein of 869 amino acids.
CCUCUUUCAUUUGCUCAUUGCUAACUUCAGCAUCUUUUACAAGAUGUUGAACAGCGUUGUGGACUCUAUCAAGGAGAAGCUUGAGGGGGGGAAUGAGAAGGCCAAGAUCAAAGGAACGGUUGUCCUCAUAAAGAAGAACGUCUUGGGUUCGAGUGAUUUCAAUGCCUCCAUCCUCGACAACAUAUAUGAACUCGUGGGGAAGCAUGUUUCGUUCGAGCUCGUGAGCGCAACUGUUUCGGACCCGAAUGAUAUGAUGAAGGGAAAGGUAGGGGAGCAAGCACAUCUCGAAAAUUGGAUAUCGUUUCCUAGCUCUAUAGCAGCCGGAGAGUCGACUUUCGCUGUUACAUUCAGUUGGGAGGAGGAGCAAGGAGUCCCAGGGGCUGUUAUAGUGAAGAACAACCAUCAUUCUGAGUUCUACCUCAAGAGCCUUACUCUUGAGAAUUUUCCAGGAAAAGGAAGGAUUCACUUUGUGUGCAACUCUUGGGUUUAUCCUGUGAAGUACUACAAUUACGAUAGGGUCUUCUUCACUAAUAAUACUUACCUCCCCAUCAACACCCCGAAAACUCUAAAGCAAUACAGAAAGGAAGAGCUUCUACACCUGAGAGGAGAUGAAAUACACGGGGAACUUCAGACACAUGAUCGGAUUUACGGAUAUGCUUUCUAUAAUGAUCUCGGUGAGCCCGAUAAGGGCCCAUCUUAUGCCCGUCCCGUUCUUGGCGGGUCCCAAGAGUACCCUUACCCUCGCCGAGGACGAACCAGUCGUCCACCCACCAAGACAGACCCUAACACUGAGAGUCGAUUACCGGGCAUAGGUCUUGACAUUUACGUCCCUCGAGAUGAAAGAUUUGGGCAUCUCAAACUGUCUGAUUUCUUAGGAAACGCUAUCAAGGUCCUUGCUGAAGCCCUUGUGCCUGCACUCAAUGCUCUCUUCGAUAAAACGCCUCUGGAGUUCGACACGUUUCAGGACGUUCUGAACCUUUAUGAGCGUGGAAUCGUGUUGCCUGAUUGCCCUGAACUCGAUGAGAUCAAGGAUGGGUUCCCACUUGAGUUGAUAAAGGAUCUUUUGCCGAGCUCUGGGGAACACCUCUUCAGGCUCCCCACGCCAGAUAUUAUCGAAGAGGAUAAGUUGGCUUGGAGAACCGACGAAGAAUUUGGUCGGGAAAUGCUUGCUGGCGACAACCCUGUAAUCAUCAGCCGGCUUCAAGUAUUUCCUCCAACAAGCAAACUCGACCCAGAAAUGUACGGUGAUCAAAGAAGCUCCAUAACAGCAUCCCACAUUGAGAAGAACCUAGAAGGUCUCACAGUUGAUCAGGCCCUUAGCACCCACAGACUAUUCAUAUUGGACCACCAUGACACACUCAUGCCCUACUUGAACCGCAUCAACUCCGACACUUCAAGCAAGAUCUAUGCCACAAGAACCCUCCUCUUCCUCAAAGAUGAUGACACUCUUAAGCCACUCGCAAUCGAGCUCAGCCUACCAAACCCCAAAGGUGAACAUCUCGGCGCAAUCAACAAGGUUUUCACGCCAGCCAAUGAUGGCAUCGAUGGAUCAAUCUGGCAUCUGGCUAAAGCUUACGCCGCUGUCAACGAUUCUGGGGUUCAUCAGCUCAUCUCACAUUGGUUGCAUACUCAUGCAGUGAUCGAACCAUUUGUGAUAGCAACCAACCGACAACUGAGUGCGCUGCACCCAAUUUACAAGCUUCUGAGUCCUCACUACCGUGAUACUAUGAACAUAAAUGCACUAGCUCGUCAAAUCCUUAUCAAUGGCAAUGGCAUUCUCGAGGCUACGGUCUUCCCAGGAAAAUAUUCUAUGGAGCUUUCCUCUUUUAUGUACAAGAACUGGAAGUUCACUGAUCAAGCCCUCCCUGCCGAUCUCAUUAAGAGAGGCAUGGCUGUAGAAGACUCAACUCAACCAAACAACAUCCGCUUACUGAUCAAAGACUAUCCUUACGCUGUGGACGGGCUAGCCAUAUGGUCAGCUAUCCAGAUAUGGGUCCAAGACUAUUGCUCGAUCUAUUAUACCAACGAUGAAACUGUAAAACAUGAUGAUGAGCUCCAAGCAUGGUGGACGGAGAUUAGAGAGGUAGGGCAUGGAGAUAAGAAGAAUGAGCCAUGGUGGCCAUCAAUGAACAGCCUCUCAAACUUAACAAAUACAUGCACUACAAUAAUAUGGGUAGCCUCAGCUCUUCAUGCAGCUGUUAACUUUGGUCAGUAUCCUUAUGCUGGGUACCUCCCUAAUCGUCCUACAAUAAGUCGUCAGUACAUGCCAGAACCGAGCUCUGCCGAGUACGAAGAGCUCAAAAGGAACCCUGAUAGGGUCUUUCUAAAGACAAUCACGAGCCAGUUACAGACGAUACUUGGAGUGUCACUUAUUGAGAUUUUGUCAAAGCAUUCAUCGGAUGAGGUGUAUUUAGGGCAAAGGGAUACAAAGGAGUGGACAGCGGACGACAAUGCACUGGAGGCGUUUAAGAGGUUUGGAAAUAGACUGCUUGAGAUUGAGAAUAGGAUAAUUGAGAUGAAUAAAGAUGUGGGGCUUAAGAACAGGAAUGGGCCAGUGAAGUUGCCUUAUACAUUGCUGUAUCCGAGUACGUCUGAUUUUUCGAGGGUUGGAGGGUUAACUGGUAGGGGAAUUCCUAAUAGCACUUCUAUUUGAGAUACUUCUUAUAGUUUGUGAUGGGUGAUAGUUUGAGCUUUUCACGUAAGAAUUAUAUAGUUAGUAAAUAAAUAAAAAUCAGGAGGGGGCAAUCUAAUGGACUAUUUUCAUGUAAAACCUGUCUAAGUAAUGUUCAUAAAGAAGCAGGUUGGCAGCAUAUGCUUGUGUAUCGGUUAUCAGGAGCUAAAAGAAUGACGGUGUGAAAAAACAAAUACCAAUUGCCACUGAACAAUGACUUCUUCAAUUAGCUACAAGAGCAUGAAGUGUUUUCCAAGUCUUUAAUCUGGUUACUUUCAAUUAAAGGUCGAGAAGAAGGAUAUUCCAAUGUACACGUUUCAUAUCUGUUGUGAUCAUUAUGAAUUUAUAAUGUUACAAUUUGGAUUUUAUGGAUACAUUUGAGUUUUAAAUGAAUUCCAUAUGUAUCUAGAAUUUUCUGGAAUGAUUUUUUAUGUUGUUGAUGA